GAGUGCGCCGCGCUCUACUUCGCAUUCAAGAUCACGUGACACCUCGGGCCAUCCUAUAACAGACGGGCAGUUCCCAGCAUGCCUCUGGGUUUCCAGAAGAGUUUGCGGAAGUAGCUGAUCGCGUGGGUUUUAUGCAAAAUACAAAUAUUGCAAGUUCAUAACCUCAGUCCACAAAAAAGCUUCAAGCUGUGUAUUAUGGAUACGGAGAGCCAACCUUCUUCCGAUAUUGAUGAAGAAAUGGAAGAUGGUAACACAUCUGCCAAAAUACCUAAACAGAAUGGAAGUGAUGAACACAAGAGAAAAACAGGUGUCGAUAAUGAGUCCUCCAUACGUGGAAAUAAAGAUUGGUUAAAAUAUAUCAAAAAGAAGAAGCAGUUUAUCUGUAAGGAAUGCGGGAAACGGCUUUCUGAUGGCCCAUCCUUUGAGAAACAUGAGCAAAGGCACCUGGGCAUUCAAACCACAGUGACCUGCUAUGAAUGUGGAAAACAGUUAAAACGCUCUUCAUUAAAGAAACACCAAGAGCUGCAUCUACGCCAGCAUAACAGCCCCAAAACUGUUUCAGUGAAAGCCAUAAAGUGCAGAAAGAAUGGAAAGAAAAUUCUGAAAAUGUUGUAAUGGGGAGACUGAGGUGUUGAAGAAAGUUUCCUAAAAAGAACAGUUGUAGUCAUUUUUUUUUUUUUUUUGCUAAAAUAUAUAAAGUUAUAUCUGCAAGCCUGUCCUAUCGGAAUAUUUACAUUGGAUUGUCAUCACUAGUCAUGGAAAUAAAGAACUGUCUCAAAUGGUU
This is a messenger RNA of Hyla sarda, 784 nucleotides long. Its product is annotated as zinc finger protein 140-like. NCBI's taxonomy places the organism in Eukaryota, Metazoa, Chordata, Amphibia, Anura, Hylidae. The coding region runs from base 196 to 615 and encodes 139 amino acids. The record is from RefSeq and is a predicted model, not a curated record. The transcript has 2 exons.